Molecule: messenger RNA, 910 nt
Organism: Anolis sagrei ordinatus
Lineage: Eukaryota; Metazoa; Chordata; Lepidosauria; Squamata; Anolidae
Product: vitelline membrane outer layer protein 1-like
Source: RefSeq, a predicted model, not a curated record
UUAUUUAUUAAUUAACUACAUACUCUGCCUUUCUACUGAAAAGGAUUUUCUAGUUUUCAUAUAUGACUGAACUUAAAUUUCUAAGCUAUGGACCUUCAAAGCAAUUGUUUUUCUGCUGAGCUGCUAUUCCAAGAUUAAAAGCAGUUGGCUUGCAAUGGACCUCUCCAUCUACACUGUCUUCAACUUGAUCCUCUCCUGCUGCCUCUGGGAUGCAGAAGCUCGAAAUUAUAACUCUAUAAUCACAGUGUCAAAUGGAGGAUUAUGGGGUGUUUGGGGGGAUGUUGAUUUUUGUCCUCGAGGUUAUGCACAUGGUUUCUCACUAAAGGUAGAAUCACAGCUUGUUAACCAGGAUGACACAGCCCUGAAUGGAAUCCGUCUGUACUGCACUGAUGGCUCUGUAAUUGAAUCUACAGUUGCACCGUGGGGAACUUGGACAUCCAUUCAGUAUUGUCCAAAAGGCAAUCUGAUCUCUUAUUCUCUGAGAGUGGAAGAGCAUCAAGGGAGUGGUGAUGAUACAUCCGCCAACAAUUUCCAGGUUACCUGUGAAGACGGAACUAGACUUAUGGGCCAAGGAAAUCACUGGGGUAGCUUUGGCCCAUGGAGUCGCCGUUGCUCCUCUGGGUCUGUGUGUGGGAUCCAGACAAAAGUGGAGGGUUAUCAAGGGAGGGGUGAUGACACAGCCCUUAAUGAUCUCCGAUUGUUCUGCUGUAGAUGAACAAGUAUUUCCACUCCUAUAAGUGGCAGUGUCUCCAAGAGUUUAACCAUGUAUGUUAACCACAUUUUCAUAACGAUCUGAGAAUUGUGUGCCUGUACCCGUGUGGACCUCAUUCACCAAUAGGGCAGAAAUAUGUGGGGAUUGGUUAACAAACAUUGAGAUAGAGCUUGAAUAUCCCAUAUCCAAAAUGCUUGG